Dermatophagoides farinae (American house dust mite) is the source of this 3445-nucleotide messenger RNA. The record is from RefSeq and is a predicted model, not a curated record. NCBI's taxonomy places the organism in Eukaryota, Metazoa, Arthropoda, Arachnida, Sarcoptiformes, Pyroglyphidae.
UUUCUAUUUAGACACCAAAUGUAACGGUGUUUCCGAUUGUCCAAAUGGUUUCGAUGAAAGUAUCGAAAUGUGCGGUUGUAUGGAACAUGAAUUUGAAUGUAAUCAAACAUGCAUUGAUUCAUUGCUGAUACGUUGUGAUACAAAAAUCGAUUGUCAAGAUGGUGGCGAUGAAAAUAAUUGUGAAACGUAUGUUUGCCCUGAAACACAUUUCAAAUGUAACAACCAUUUUUGCAUACCAACGGAAAAUGUAUGCGAUUUUCAAGACAAUUGUGGAGAUAAUUCGGAUGAAGAAGCAUGUACUCAUCGUGCCUGUUGGUUUGGUGAAUAUAAAUGCGAUAAUGGCCAAUGUAUUCAAGCGUAUGGUGUAUGUAAUGGCCAAAAUGAUUGUAUCGAUGGUAGUGAUGAGAAACAAUGCAAUCCUAUGGAUUUUGUCACAUGCAACCAGACCGGUAUACGUGUACAUCGUAGUCUUUGGUGUGAUGGACAACCAGAUUGUUCAAUGUUUCAUGAAGAUGAACUUGGAUGCCGAGAACAAUGCCAACCAAAUGAAUUCCGUUGUACGAAUAGCAGAUGCAUUCCGAUGGGAAAUCGUUGUGAUACCAUUUGUGAUUGUGCUACCCAUUGUGAGGAUGAACUUGAUUGUGAUGAAUAUUAUACAAAAAUUGAUGGGGUCACUUAUUGUUCGCGUACAACAACCAUCAGCUGCUCAUUAUCGGAUGAUGACCAAUACAUUGACCGUUGUUUAAAUAAACAAUAUGUCUGCAAUGGAUAUAAUGAUUGUCCGAGAUUAUUCGAUGAUGAAUAUGGUUGCCCUUUUGGUGGUUACACAGAACAAAGCUGUUUGAAAAUGAAUGAUCAUUUUUGGUGCCCUGUCGAACAUCGUUGCCUUCCUAAAUCUGUCCAUUGUAAUCAUAUCCAAGAAUGUUUUGAUGGCUUUGAUGAAUUGAACUGUGACACAAAACCUUGCAGUUCAAAUGAAUAUCAAUGUCUGAAUGGACAAUGUAUUGAUCAACAAAAACGUUGUAAUUCUAAAUUUGAUUGUUAUGAUAAAAGCGAUGAGAUUGGCUGUCGAAAUCAUUCAUGUCCAAUAACACAUCGUCGUUGUCAUUCGGGGCAAUGUAUACCAGCAUCUUCAUGGUGUGAUUAUUUCAACGAUUGUCUUGAUCAUUCGGACGAACAGAAUUGUAAUACAUCUUCUACUUCUCAAUCAUCUUCAAACGACUGUGAUUAUCAAACACAAUUUCGCUGUGAUAAUGGCCAAUGUAUAUCGGCAGAAUUUCGUUGUUUGCUCACAUCAGAUCCACGAAAAAUUUGUGCCGAUCGUUCAAAUUUGAAUGGCUGUAGAAAUUUUUCCUGUCCAUCAAAUAGUGUUAAAUGUGCUGGUAGUUUUUGCGUCGAUUCUACUCUCAAAUGUAAUGAACGUCUUGACUGCCCAGUAUUGUCAGAUUGGGCUGAUGAACAACUUUGCCCAUUCUAUUGUUCGGAUAGCCGUUUAUGUCAAUGUAUCGAUACGACAAUUAAUUGUUCUGGACACUCAUUGCUCACAAUACCGGGAUCCAUAGAGGAUCAAAUUCUUCGAAUGAUAUUGAAAGGAAAUCAAUUGGGUCUCAAUCUAACAUUGAACAUGUUUAAUCGUUUAGAUCGUAUGCAUAUGAUUGAUCUUAGUGAUAAUCAAAUAAAAUUCAUUCUACCAGGAUUAUUUCGUAAAUUAUGGAAAUUAAGAAUUCUACAUUUACGAAAGAAUCUAAUCGAAACAAUCGAAUCGUAUACAUUUACCGGUCUGCCAAAUUUAGGAACAUUCUUAAACGGAAACCAUAUACGUCUGAUACGUGAACAUGCAUUCAGUGGUUUGGCAUCGUUGAAAACAUUAGAUCUAAGUAAUCAGCAUAUAACUUCAUUGCAAAAGAAUUCAUUUUCAGGCCUUCGUUCGUUGAAAAAUCUUGAUUUGUCAAAUAAUCAAAUCAACGAGCUUCCUGAUGGCGUAUUCUCCGGUUUAUCAUCGGUUAUAUCAAUAGAUCUUCGUGGUAACAAGAUAAAAUCAGUAGGUUCAAAAGCAUUUCAAGGAAUGAAUGCAUUGAAACAGAUUACAUUUGAUGAAUUUCAUUUCUGCUGUCUGGUACGACAUGUAAAACAAUGUUAUCCUGAACCGAAUGAAUUCAGUUCCUGUGAAGAUCUCAUGUCUAAUACAAUUUUACGCAUUUGCAUCUGGUGUCUCGGGUCUAUUGCAUUGAUCGGUAACAUGUUUGUCAUAUUAUGGCGUCUCCGUUAUAAAACGAUCAAUCGUGUCCAUUCAUUUUUGAUCAUCAAUUUGGCUCUUGGUGAUUUAUUGAUGGGCAUUUAUUUAUUAAUAAUUGCCAGUGUCGAUUCCUACUAUCGGGGCAUAUAUUUCAUUGUCGAUGCACGAUGGCGUCAUAGUUCGCUAUGCCAUUUUGCCGGUUUUCUUUCCACGCUAUCAUCGGAGAUUUCCGUUUUCUUCCUCAUCGUCAUCACUAUUGAUCGUUUGAUAACGAUAACAUUUCCCUUUCGUAUUUAUCGUCUCCGUUCUAAAGAUGCCAAAUUGAUCAUCAUUUCCCUAUGGCUAGUUGCUAUCAUUAUUUCUGGUUUACCCCUUAUACCUGUCGAAUACUUUGAUAAUUUUUAUGGACGUUCUGGCGUUUGUCUUGCUUUACACAUCACUCACGAACGUCCAAAUGGAUGGGAGUAUUCGGUGUUUGUUUUUCUUGUUCUUAAUUUAAUUAGCUUCACAUUAAUAUGUGGCUCUUAUCUUUGGAUGUUCAUCGUUGCCCGAAAAACACAAAAAGCAGCAAAAUCAAAUGGUCGAAGAUUUGUAACUACCGAAACAAAGGUGCAAAAUCGUAUGGCACGACGUAUGAUGUUCAUUGUAAUGACAGAUUUCUGCUGUUGGAUGCCGAUUAUUGGGCUUGGAAUCGUUUCGUUGUUCGGUGUUCGAAUUCCUCCACAGAUAUUUGCCUGGAUUGCUGUUUUUAUCUUACCUUUAAAUGCGGCCGUAAAUCCCACUUUGUAUACACUGAGUGGAUUACCGCUUCGUCGAUCCUCGAGUAACGGUUUCAGCAAUCAUAUUUAUUCCACACGAAAACCUGGAUCUCCUAAUUAUCAUCAGAGCCUAAGUAGUCAUGGCAAACAUAUUGGCAGCUGCAGUAACAAGGACACUAAAUUUUCUUCAAAUUCGACACGUACAUCAAAUAAUGGGGAACAAUUUGGUGGUUAUUGUAAAAAUCGACGACAUUUUACUGAUCAUAAUCAUCAAAAUUCAAUGGUCAAAUCACCAUUGCUUCAAUUACCUUUAACUUCACUUAUUGGUGAUCAGCAAAGUAAUAAAAACAACAAUGAAUUUGAACAAGAUGAAAAUGAUGAUACAAGCUAUUUAUGAGUAAAUACCAUCCAAUUAUAAUAAUCACCUCUCUCCACUUUUUUUGAUGAAAUA